AUGCUCAACGUUAUGGAUUUCUCCUGCCCGGAUCCGCUUUACUCCAAGUACGAGGAGAGCUGUGAGAUGAAAAACGGAGACCUGCAGGGCUUGGGGCAGCCUGAGCAGCAACUUCUGGCAGAGGCUGAUUUCCUUGGAGGUGAGCUGGUGGGUGCCCCAGUGAGCGGUGGGGCCGUGGAUUACUCCCUGCUGGGCAGCCAGCCCUCUCCUUCUCUCAGCUACACCGGCAGCUUCUUUAUCAAGGCAGUCCCGGAGCAUCCCCAGGCCCAGGAAUCCCUCUUCAACCUGAUGUCAGGGAUCCUGGGCAUCUCCCCCUUCUCCUCCUCCGAGGGCCACCAAAGGCACCUGGAUGCUCUUUACCCCUGUCCCGAGGUGGGUCAGAGCCAGCUGGACCUCUACUCCACCUGCCAGCCCGAAAUGAACGGAUCCACCCCAGCGCCCUUCCCGGAGCAGGGCUAUGGUGGCUUCCCCACUGCUGAUGGGGCUCAACCCCUCCAGGCACAGCCCACCUUAGGAAACACUUCCCAGUGCUUCUUCCAGCCCAAGCUCCUGGACAACAAGCAGGACAUCAAGCUGUCCUCUGGCUCCCCACCCCUGGACAAGUUUAAAGCCUCCUGUGCCCAGUGGGAGCCUGUCACCCAGCAUCAGGCCUACUUGCCCACUGGCUACCAUUCUCCUGAUGCUUUCCCAGCUGGAGAGAGCACCCCGGGGCUGUUCCCGGCCCGCGGAGACUUCGCCGACACCAAGAUCCACAACAUCCCUCCUCCGUUAAUGCCGGACUUCGACGCCUCCUUGGCCCAGCCCGACGUCCUGCCAGGUCUGAUGAAUUCUGCCGAGCUCCUCCAUCCUCACCCCUCACCCUCUGUACCCCCGGCGGACUUUUUGGCCCACCCCACCUCUUCCUCCAUCCCUUCCCUGCUUCCUGCCAACCCUCCCACCUUGCCUGAGCCCAAGAAGAAGACGCGCCGGACCAAGUGCUCUUCCAAAUGCUUCUGCCCAAAACCCCAUGAGAAGGCUUUUGCCUGCCCGGUGGAGAACUGCAUCAGGAGCUUCGCCCGCUCAGAUGAGCUCAACAGGCACCUCCGAAUCCAUACGGGCCACAAACCCUUCCAGUGCCGCAUCUGCCUGCGGAAUUUCAGCCGCAGCGACCACCUCACCACCCACAUCCGCACCCACACAGGGGAGAAGCCCUUCUCCUGCGACACCUGCGGCCGCCGCUUUGCCCGCAGCGACGAGAAGAAGCGCCACAGCAAGGUCCACCUGAAGCAGAAAGCUCGGACUGAGGAGAAGCUCAAAGGUUUGGGCUUCUUCUCUGUGGGUCUCUCCUUUGGGACACUGUGA
Acanthisitta chloris (rifleman) is the source of this 1341-nucleotide messenger RNA. RefSeq names its product early growth response 4 (gene EGR4). Gene Ontology annotation, biological process: regulation of transcription by RNA polymerase II. Lineage: Eukaryota; Metazoa; Chordata; Aves; Passeriformes; Acanthisittidae. Bases 1 to 1341 code for a protein of 446 amino acids. The transcript is spliced from 3 exons. The record is from RefSeq and is a predicted model, not a curated record. Gene Ontology annotation, molecular function: DNA-binding transcription factor activity, RNA polymerase II-specific; RNA polymerase II cis-regulatory region sequence-specific DNA binding.